Molecule: messenger RNA, 957 nt
Organism: Paraglomus occultum
Lineage: Eukaryota; Fungi; Glomeromycota; Glomeromycetes; Paraglomerales; Paraglomeraceae
Source: the annotation of a GenBank genome assembly
AUGGCUUCUGAAGACUUGCAAGUUUACCUCGACUUUGCCAUAUCGCUCGCUCGUGAAGGCGCCCAGUUGAUCCUCGAAGGCUCCAAAGCGCGAUAUGUAUCUCAAGGUAUGGUGGUCUCGAAAUCUGACCCAACAGAUCUGGUUACGGAAACGGACAAGAAAGUCGAAGAAGUUGUAAAGAAGAGACUGAAAGAAAGGUUUCCUCAACACAAAUUUAUUGGCGAGGAAUCUGUAUCAAAUGGAGAAGUUCUUGUCUUAACAAACGAACCUACUUGGAUUGUUGAUCCUAUAGAUGGUACAACCAACUUCGUACAUGGUUUUCACUAUGUUGCUAUUUCCAUUGCAUUAACGAUCAACAAGGAAACCGUCGUCGGCGUUGUUUAUAAUCCAUUCCUAAACGAACUCUUCACCGCGUCAAAAAAUUCUGGCGCAUUUCUCAACCUUUCAACACGCCUUCCGCUCUCUCACCCUCACCCUCCACUCCCACUUCCUUCAUCACUUUCCCAUUGCCUUGUUCUGGCAGAAUACGGCCAUGAUCGUACUCCACAUGUUAUCGAUAAGAAAACCAUGUCUAUUUAUAACAUGUUAACUAGGCCAGGGGAUAAUAGAUGGGGUGACAGCGGAAAGAAGGCCGGCCUGGUGCAUGGAGUUAGGAGUCUUGGAAGUGGGGCAUUAAAUCUGUGCACGGUUGCCAAAGGGCAAGCGGACUUGUAUUGGGAGGUUGGUCCUUGGGUGUGGGACGUAGCAGCAGCUACGUUGAUUCUCGAAGAAGCUGGUGGCAUCGUAGUUGAUGCUUAUGGUCCUGAUGAAGGACCUGCGGACUUUCUCGGCAGGCGCUUUCUAGGGGUUCGGGCGGGAUCACCUGUACCCGGAGAUAAGACGGGCAGAGAAAGUCAAUUGAGGCUUGCUAAGGAGAUGUGGGAUGUUGUCGAAUUGGUUGAGGUUUCGAGAAAAUAG